AUGGGGGUGCUGUCAAGUAAUUUGAAACCCAGUUUUCUGGGUUUAUUAAAAUUUUUAAACAACAUGAACUGGUUUAUUGUGUUUUUCAGUUUAAUUAAUAUUUCAGUUUGUAUUUACGAAGAUCAAAUCGGAAAAUUCGACUGGCGUCAAACUUAUGUGGGCAGAAUAAAAUUUGCUCAGUUUGACACUGUUUCCACCGCUAAAAAAAUAAUUGUCGCCACAGAGGAGAACGUAUUGGCUGCCCUAAAUUUGAAGACGGGUCAAGUAGUUUGGCGUCAUGUAUUUGAAACUGCAUCAACCGGUAAUAUCCAGUUAUUGCAUGUCGGAGAGAAGGUCACCACAGUUACUGGAUCAAAUCCUUAUCUGGUCAGGGGUUGGGAUUCUAACACAGGGGUUCUCAUCUGGGAGUGGUCAUUGACAGUUCAGAAUGAUUUAACGGAAUAUUCACAAUGGUGGGUGCAGAACAAUAUGCUUGUUCAUGUUUUGCCAGUAUUUGGUUCUCACAUUGAAGUCACCAUGUAUAAUCUGCUGACUGGUAGCAAUCGUGGUGCUUCAUCUAUGCUCCCUGCUGUCUGGACCAAUGAGAGAUGUAUUCUCACAGCACCCCACUACACAUGUAUAUCUGGACCGUUGGAGAGCCAACUCCUUCUAUCCAUAGAUGUCACAUCUAAUGCCGUAAAGAUUAUAAGCAAGCCCCUUACAGAUUAUGUUGAUAUCCAACAAACCGUCAGUGUGAAUUUGAGGCCUCUUGGCGGUAACAGUAUUACUCCAGGUUUUGUUAUAGGCAAUGAUAAAAUUGUAUUUAUAAGAGAUAAUAAUUUUGAAAAGUCAAAAGUUCAGUUGGGUGACAAGUCUGCUAGUGCAACUGUUGUUGAUGGUGCUAAUGGACAUAUUCUAGUACAAACUUGGAUGGAUGAUGUAACAGGUUUCACUCUCACAGCUCACAGUGUAUCCACUGGCAAGGAAGUGACAGAUAUUUAUUGUUCAGACAAAACAUUAAAUAUACCUAAGCCUGAACUUCUAGCAGUAAUGUGCACUCGCACUUCGAGAGAACAGAAUGCCUGCCGUCUGCUCAUCAAUGCAGCCGAUGAUGCAGUACAUCUCAUGCAGCAAGGAGGGCGGGCGCUGUGGGCGCGCGAGGAGGCGCUGUCGCGCGCGCGCGCCGUGGAGUUCGUGGAGCUGCCCGUGUCCGACACCGACGCCGCGCUCGAGAGCGAGUUCGACCAGAAAGAAGCUGCCAAGGUGUAUAGUUCAGUUUGGUCCGCAUUUGCACGUCGGCUGCUCACUCAGUACCAACAGCUGCAGAACUUGAUACGCAGCCUGCAGGGAGAGAGCGCCGUACAGAAGACGCCGUCGUCCCUCGUCAGAGAUUACUUCAACCUCCACAGGAUUAUUGUCAUCGUAACCGAUGCUGGAAAGAUAUUCGGCAUAGACAACCUGUCCGGCGAGAUCCUGUGGCGCCGCUACGAGGCGGGGCUGAGUGCGCAGUCGGCGAGCGUGUUCACGCGGCGCUCGGCGCGCACGCCGCCGCACCACGCCCACCUCAGCGUCGUCGCCACGCAGCGGGAUACAGGAAACGGCUUCAUCCUCAGUCUUAACCCUAUCACAGGCGAAUUAAUCGAUGAAGGAAAGCUGAUAUUGAAUGUACGUCUACUGCAGUGCAUGAUGCUGCAUGUACCUGACUCGGAGAAGUUGCACGCACUUGUGCUAUUAGAUGAAAAAGAAAAUGUGUUGGUACUUCCAUCAUCUGCGGCGCCGCUAGUGGAGGACGUGUACAUGUAUGUCGCCGAAAAAGAUACGGCAAAGGUGCAAGGAUAUUCUUUAAGAUUUGAUGGAAAAGGCGUGCGCGCGCAGCGCACGUGGGCGGCGCGGCUGGGCGGCGCGGGCGCGGCGCGCGUGGCGGCCACGGCGACGCGCUCGCGCCUCGAGCACGUGCGCGCGCCCGGCCGCGCGCUGGCCGACCGCAGCGUGCUCUACAAGUACUCCAACCCCAACCUCGUGCUCUUCGUCGUCGAGCGACUCGACCCGCUCUAUAAAGAGGAGGUGGUGGCGGUGGCGCUGGACGUGGUGUCGGGCGCGCUGGCGGGCGCGGCGGCGCACCGGCGGGCGCGCGCGCUGCCGCUCGCCGCGCACGCCGACAACUGCUUCGUGUACCUCUACCGCAGCGAGAAGCAUCGUCGCCUAGAAUUAGCCACAAUGGAAUUAUACGAGGGUAAGGAGCGAUGGUUGGAGCCGGGCGUCCCCUUCAGUUCGCUCGAGUCCAAUCAGGUUCCGAUAGUGGAACAUCAAGCCUUCAUCCUUCCCGCUACGCCCACCGCCGCCGCCUUCACGAUCACCGAGCGCUCGCUUACCGACCGAAAUGUGCUCCUGGGCCUGUCUUCGGGUGCGGUAGUGGAGCUUCCGUGGGCGUACCUGGAGGCGCGUCGCGACGAGUCGCUGCCGGUAGCCGCGCCCGAGCUGCCUCUGCCGGCGGACGCCACGCUUAACUACAACCGCACGCUGCUGCGCGUCAACGCGCUGCACGCCGCGCCCGCGGGGCUGGAGUCCACCAGCCUCGUGCUCGUCACCGGUCUGGACUUGUUCUACACUCGGGUGGCGCCGUCGAAGACCUUCGAUCUCCUCAAGGAUGACUUCGACUACUACCUGAUCACGAUAGUGCUGUCGGCGCUCAUUGUAGCCACGUACAGUACCAAGUAUUUCGCGUCCCGCAAGAUGCUCAAGCAGGCAUGGAAGUGAUGAUUGUGUUUCUAUUGCUAAUGCAAACGAGUUUGAACUAUAUACCUCGGUGUUAAGGUGGAAACCUUGGUGUUGUGAUGUGGUGAAGUGGUUAAGAUGAAGGGGUGUGUACAACGGUGUAAGUAUUAUAUUUAAUGAUAUACUGACUAUGUAAGCAAUAAAUUAAAAGACAAAUAUCAUAAAUAUAAAGGGAAGGAAGGGAAUGUUAAGUAUAAUAUUUUAUACAAUAUAUUUUUUUGUUGUAUCUACCAUAUAAUGGUGAAUGUUUGUUUUAUCGUAACAAUUUUUUUCACUCGUGUGUUUGGAAAGACUAAUAUAACUGUCAUAAAUAUGAUAUGAGCCUCAUAGUGGAAUAAUAACUGCUUAUAGUAGUUACAUAUUGUAAUAAAUAAUAAUAAGCAUUUUUAUAAAUAAUUCAAAUUUCCUCAUUCUUCCAUAAAAUACAGUGUAAAUAAUUAUGUAAAAUAAACAUUGUUAUAGUAGACCAAUUUCAGCUAAAUUUUCCUUCUUUCCUUCUUCUAAGCUAUCUCUGUGACUUACAUUAUAUGCACUGCCGGAAAUUAAAUCUUACUAUAGCUAAGGACAAUUCUUUCAAAAAACUAAGUAAUUGUUGUUAUAUAAACUUUAUCCUAAGCUAUAUAGUUCAAACUCGUGUUUUAAUAUGGACUUAUAGGAAAUUUAUAUGAAUAUAUAAAUAUUAAAUAGAUUUGUGAUUGUGCAUAGUGUGUUGUAAGCGGACAGAUAAUGUUCUACAUUCUUUAUACAGAUGUAGUUAUCAGGAAUAAUAUUUUUCAGGUUUCUUCGUACAAGUACCUAAUUUUCUCAUACUGUGAAAUAUAUAUAUAUUACUACAUUACACAUAAUUAAUGACUAUUAAACACAUUAUUUUCAUUCUGGAUAACUUGAUAGCUCAAUUAUAUGUCCAUAAUUAAUAUCAACUAUAGUAUAUAUAAAAAAUACGGUAUACAUUUUAAUUCCAAUUAUAUUAGAAGCAUUUUAAAACAAUUUAAAAGACUGCAAUUUAUUUAAAGUUUUAUUAAUUAGAAAUUUGUGAACAAAGUAUGAGCUAUCAAUGUUGAAUAUUUAUUUUAUUGUUAAGUAUAUUUCUUACGAAAUAAGUUCUUAUAUAAAAUGAAACAGAUAAUAAACUGAUGUAAUUAAGGUUAAAUAUGAUUAGCUAGUGCAAUUUAGGAAUAUUAUUUAUUACAAUGGUGGUUUGUAUAUUCUAUUUAUAUUGAAAAUAACCAUUCCAAGCGAGGAACAUCAAAUAUUAAUUAAUACUUAAAUAAAAACAUUUGAAAUAAAAUAUUUACCAAUAAUUUAUAAAUGUAUUGAAAGUUAUUUUUACUAUAAAAUAAUGACCCAUCGGUGACAUUUUGAGGUUUGGAAGUUUCCAAAACAUUCUCGAUUCUUUGAACAGAUUAAUUAUUCUAUUUACUAGAAACCUACAAAAACUAUGAGCAUUUGUUGGAUUUGAUAAAGUGUAAAAUAACCAAAUAACCCAUUUGUUAAAAGAAUUACAAUUUCUAAAGUCACUAUAUUACACUUGUCCCAAUGGCACGAGAAGUGAAGAUAGAUGAACAACUUUGUCCUAGAAUUGCAACGACAUCUUUGGUCUAGAUCUUAAAUAAUACAUUGCCUAUUCCAAUGUCAGAAGGGAUAAAGAUAAACAAACCAUAUAUCUACGUUUUACAAGCGAUUUGCGAAUAGCUCAACAAUAUUGUACACUACUAACAGUUCUUGAUUAAUAUAUGUUUAUUUAUAAUACAACACUAUGCUCCUUACCUCCUUAUUUAUAUUUUACUGUAAUUUACUUCCAAAGUUCGUAUAACAGCUUAGACGACAUACAAAACGCCUAUUUUUUCAAUAAUUCAUAAUGAAUCCUCAAAUAUUUUUCAAGUAAUAAUAUGUACCGCGUUAAUUCAAUGUCUAAUGUUGUUCAUUUGUUUUUUGUCGGAGUUGGAAUAGGCUAUAGGGUAUUAUUAUGGACGCAUCAAUAAAUAGCAUUUUAAAUAGUCGCAAAGUUAAUUAAACUGGAAAUAAAGUUAUGGAUUAUGAAUUACAAUUAAUAGAUGUUUGGAGAGUACAAUAAAUCUAUUAUAAUCAACCACAUACAAUAUGUAAACCUAGGGUUUGUUUAUCAUUGCUUGUCACGCAAUUGUUUAUUUAUAGUCAUUAAUAUGAAAAUAAAAAUGCAGUCAAUGUUAUCUGCCGCCAACUUAUUUUAACAUCUGAUCAUUUUACAUAAAUGAAGAUUAUGUAUCUUCUCACUGAGUUCUUUAUAUAAUAGCAUGAAUGUCGAGUUGCCUGAAUUGUCUGUUUAUAUAAGAUUUUUAUUUAAAUUACUCUAUAGGUUUUUUCAGACCAUUAACCAAUUGGCUUGAAAUAGGAAUAUUUAUUUCAAGGAUUCAUCGGAUAAAAAUCAUUCGAUUAAUAAAACCGUUACAGUCAAAACAUUUCACUGUUCAAAAUUAUUUUUGACUGGCAAUAAGGUUGGUUAUAAGUACUUUUCAUUAAUGCAUUCAGAAAGUUUAGUUUCACUUGUGUAAGCUGGUAAUUUAGGAUAUGAGUAUUACAUGAUAAUGUAUUGAGUAUACACUAACGAAUUUUCUCGGUCAAGAGUGGUUUUGAUCAGUAUUGUUCUGACUGAAACAUAAUGAAGGGCUCAAUUCUGUCUCAAUUAUCUGUUAAUUCAUCACAUUUUGAGUAGCUUGGAAAUAAAAACAUGAUAAUGCCAAAUACGUUAGGUGAUGAAAGGAUUAUGAAGUAAGUUGUUCCUAAUCGAAGAAUAUAAUUAUUACGUAUUAGUUGUGGCCGAUUUUGACAUCCGCUAAUGGAAUUACAUUGUGGCCAUUUAAUCCUACAGAAAAAACAACAAUCUAAAAUUAGUAAUACAAAUCGGCAAAGGAACUCUAAAGUAAUCAAUCGUAAUUACUUAUAUAAUAAUCGAAUACCUGUUUUAGGAAUAAAUAAAUGUUUCGAUAAUAUCCAUUAUUUGUAAUCGAUUAAUGGCCCAUCUCUAGUAUGUUUUACUUUAUACAAGAGUAGAUGAAAUUGUUUGUAAAUACAAAUAAUGUUAACUUAUUUUUUGAAGUCGACACUGUAUGUGUUGUCUCAAUGCUUUUGUUUCUUGCAUCAUGUUCACGUGAAUAAGAGUCCCGUCUUAACUUCGAGCAUUUUAAACGUACCUAUAAAUUCAUGAAGUGUUAUUUUUAAAUAUAAGUAAAGAUUACAUUUUCUUACGUUAUUAAAAAAAAAUAGAACAGUUUUUCGUGUAUUUUAAUUGUAUUAAGCCACGUUACUAUGAAUAUUGGAAAAAUAAAAAGUUAAUUUUGACAUAACUUUUUUAUUGUUUGUUAUACAAUAUUCAAACACUAUACUAACUUUUAGAACAAUUACUUAAAGAUAGAAUAUCUACAUCGAUAGAUUGAUUCUUAGUCUGUGUAACUUGUAACUAUGUAUUAUGAAUCAUUUGUGAGUUUAAUUUAGACAACAUUAAUACGUAGUGUUAUAAAAUACAACAAAAAAGUAUUACUAAAAUUAUAAAAUCAAGAAAGCUAGUUGCCAAACUUCCCAAAAAAUAUUGAAAUCGAAGAAUAAAAAAAAUCAAUCUACUAGUAUUGUUGAAUAAACAGCUUCAAACGGCAUACCCAAAUAGAGAAAAUGCUACAUUAUGUUUAUUUAUACACUGAAUAUCAAUUAAACUAUUUUAAUCAGUAAAUAAAUAGAAGUCAUUUAAUAGGAUAGGUUUUGGGAUAAAUGGGUAAUUUUGUUUUGAUUGAAGAUCUUGUUUUUAUAUCGAAUAAAAGUUGAAAUACAUACUGCCAA
This is a messenger RNA of Vanessa atalanta (red admiral), 6564 nucleotides long. It is a transcript of the gene EMC1, whose product is annotated as ER membrane protein complex subunit 1. The record is from RefSeq and is a predicted model, not a curated record. The transcript is spliced from 17 exons. Gene Ontology annotation, cellular component: EMC complex. Gene Ontology annotation, molecular function: protein binding. Lineage: Eukaryota; Metazoa; Arthropoda; Insecta; Lepidoptera; Nymphalidae. Gene Ontology annotation, biological process: protein folding in endoplasmic reticulum. The coding region runs from base 1 to 2736 and encodes 911 amino acids.